AUGUGCGUUUCCGGUCAAGUUAUUUGCGAAUGCGACUGGCCCAGAGACACGGUCCGUCACUGCACCAAGUACGUCCAGACUGGCGAACUGUGCCCUGGUACCUCAAAGUGUCUUCUCCCCAACACAGAGCGUCGCAAAACGGAAGGCGGCGUCUACAAAUGCUCCAAUCCCGCGUGCGAGAUUUGGGAUCUCGAAAUGUGUCGUGGCAUCCGCGAAAGAGGAAAGUACAUGGACCGACAGAUGUCUUUGACGCUUGGCCAAUGGAUGAAGAAGGAGGAGGAGGCUGAGAAGGCGAGUAUGGCCUUGAUGAAUGAGGCCAAUCCAGUCGAGUCUGGAGGUGAAGGCCACGCUAGUAUCGUGGUCAUCCCAGACGACUCCGAUUCCGACGACGAUGACAACGAUGAAGGCCUUGAAGCGCUACUGCAGUUGGCACUGGCUGAGGCCCAGGAUAUCGUCGAGAGCAUACCCGACAGCAUCCUCAAGAAGCCCGAGGUCUUCCUCAAGCCCGAGGUCGACGUCCCCGAGCUGGAGGUAGAGGAAUCAACAACCGAUGACCUGGAGAGCUUGUUUGGCGGUUCUUCGAGUCCCCCGACUCCCGACAUGAGGCUCGUUAAGAAUCAUCAUACCAUCUGUCUCCCAACAGAAAGUCACCUCCCAAGCCCCGUACUCUCUCAACCGACCCCCGCGGAUCCCGUCAAAGAAGGCGAUUCUCAAACACCCCCCGCCGAUACAAAGAGCGAACAAUCAACUCCCGUCAUCCUGCCAGCACAAGCGCCAGUUCAACAUCAACCCGCCCCCCAAGUCCCUCAGAAGCCUGCUUCAACGUAUCCCGCCCAGAAUACCAUGGCAAUGGGCAACAAGAUGCCCAUCAGCUACCCAGCGGUCCCGCAGCACAUGAGGCCGACUCUGAGCGGACCAAACCAAGCGACCCUACGAGCGCUUCGAGCCCAGACUCCCCGCCGCGGGAGCGGGCGUCCAAUGAUACCAGCUAGAGGCAUGCCGAUUCAAAACGGGUACACGGCCUCUCCUCAAGUCUCUCAGGGACCUGUCCCUACUUAUCCCGGCCAGAAUACUAUGGCGAUGGGCAAUGACAUGGCCGUCAGCCAUCAACAGCCGACGGUACCGCAGGCCCAUGCCCGUGCCGCGCCCGCUCAAGGUGCUCUCAUGGCAGCCCGGUUCGGUUGUCGGAUGCCAGGCUCUGGCAUCCAGAACACGGCUGCUAUGGGUGCGGGCGUGGGCAUGGGCAUGGGCAACACUAUGCCCAACUGCGGGGGCCAGGGGAUGUCUCUUGCGAUGUCGGCCCAGCCUACAGGGCCGCAGGGUAUGCCAUCUCAGUACGUGGCAUAUCAGAAUAUGCCACCCCAGAGAGUGCCCCCCGGCUUCCCCAACUUCAUUCAGAGCCCGCAGAUGCCAUACCAGGGCAUGCCGGCCCAGGGUAUGUUGCCUCAGGGUAUGCCACCCAACGGUAUGCCAACCCAGGGCUUCCCACCCCAGAACGGCUACAUGCCCAGCCCGGCGAUCCCCCAGAUGCGGACACGACCCAUGCGGGGGCUCGCAUCCAACGGCAUGCCAGCCCAGCAGGGAUACAUGAAUCCGGCCUACAUGGCGAACGGGGCGGCGCCGUUACAGUAUGCGGGACCAAGGUCGCCCAUGGUCGGUACUGCCUCCGCCCAGGCUCCGGCCGGUGUUGCUCCCUUCCCCCGGGCCUCAACUGGAAGCAUGUUCCUCCAGUCCCAGCCGCAGCCCCAGUUCCCGAACCAGCCCCAGCCCCUGAUCCCGCCCUUCUUCAACAGCAGGAUCUGGGACCAGAGCCAGGCACAGAAUGCCUCAAGACCGCAGAUGGCUUCGGGUAUGCCUGGCAUGCCCCCCGCACAAGGCACGAUCGCCGGGUCCGGUCCAGCCACAGGUCAAAAGAGAUCUCACAACGCGAUCUCCACCGGCUACACCGAUCCUCGCCUGAGCCAGCCUCCCCUGACACCCGGCGGCAUGCCAAUUACAUCACCAGCGAAUACGCCGCCGUCGGUGGACGGAGAGCGCCAGACGAAGCGCCGGGCGAUGUAA
Molecule: messenger RNA, 2061 nt
Organism: Colletotrichum scovillei
Lineage: Eukaryota; Fungi; Ascomycota; Sordariomycetes; Glomerellales; Glomerellaceae
Exons: 1
Coding region: 1-2061 (686 amino acids)
Source: RefSeq, a predicted model, not a curated record